AGAUACCAACCAAAGUGCCCAUGAUAAUCACACAUGAGAGGAGGCUGCUCUGUUGGCAUCUCCCAUACACACUUGUGGACAGUGUUAUAAACAGAACUUGAGAAACUGAAUUUUGAUGAUGGUAAAAAGUAGGAGUAUUGUCCCUUGCCCCAUGGGUCACCAGCCCACUUAGGUCUAUCUUGGGGCAAGGGGCAGCCACCCCACUUGCCUUAUCUAAUAGACUGGCCUACCAGAUGUGCAUAUCACUGUAGUCCCUCAUUGAGGGAUAAGAACACCCUGAGUUAUGAUGUCCACGUGUGACAGACCGAGAGUUUUAGAAGAGGGGAGAUGGGCAAGGGAGUGUGCCCACCAAAGACCUCCAAGCCCCCUGGUCUGGAACAUUUGGAGUUAGACGAGCAACGGACGACAGGAAGGGUGGGGGCGGGGUGUUCCGUGUGCCACAGUUGAGGAAGGCAUGGAGGUUUUGUUUCCUCUCUCAAGGCACAGUCUUGCAUUUUAGAGUUUGCAGUCCUUCUUCAUGAUGACAUCACUCCACGAUGUCAAAAGGACCUUAGCCAAGCACGACUGAAGCUGAUGCCGUGGAAGGAAGUCACAGAGAAAGGACACUAUCUGAAGGGUAACAGAGAGAUCAGAAAGACGAAAGGCUGUGACUCUCAGAGGUAGGCAGUAGCCACCCUUUAUGCAGCCAGCAUAGACCUGGAGCUAAUACGUGUGACUGAGGGUCUGUGUGUCAGGGAGAGCUGCUGCUGAUGGACACAGGCCCUGCAUCAUCAACCGAUCACUAGGGCCAUGUCAGUGGCAGCCUCUGUGAGAGACUGUGCCUCCUUGUCUUCUCUACAGAAAAACCAAGUGGUUAUGUAUGAGGCUGGCAGAGUGCUUCAGACUGGGGCUCCCCAGAUGAAGGGCUUCAGGCUAGCGCUAGUGCCAGGCCCUUCACGGCUCAGCCUGGGGAUCAUGCUGGUGUUGUUACUGAUUUUCCUGCCAGGAUUAUACUGCGACCUGGGAUCAGUAUAUUACUCUACCUACGAAAUAGUCAUCCCCAAGUGUCUGACAGUCAAGGGAAGGGAAGACCCAGUGGAAAAGGCAUCUUACAUGCUAUUUAUGCAGGGCCAGAAGCAGCUGAUUCACCUGAAGGUGAAGAGAGACUAUUUUGUGGAUAACUUUCCAGUCUUCAGCUACCACGAUGGCAGCCUGGGACAAGAAAUGCCCUUCAUCUCACGUGACUGUCACUACGAAGGCUACAUAGAAGGCAUCCCAGGUUCUUUUGUUUCUGUCAACACCUGCUCAGGCCUCAGGGGCAUCCUGAUUAAGGGGGGAAAAUCCUAUGGCAUUGAGCCCAUGGACUCUUCAAAACGGUUUGAACACGUGUUGUACACCAUGGCACACGAAGCUGGAAUCUCCUGUAGUGUCACUUCCGAAGACAGCCAAGUGGCGUCCACCAGCCAGCAACAAGGGAGCAGGAAGCCUCACAGUCCACAGGCGCUGUCCUACUUGUGGUCACACACCAAGUAUGUGGAGAUGUUUGUCGUGGUCAACAACCAGCGGUUCCAAAUGUGGGGCAGUAACAUCAAUGAGACAGUCCAGAGAGUGAUGGACAUCAUUGCUCUGGCCAACAGCUUCACUAGGGGAAUAAACACCGAGGUGGUGCUGGCUGGAAUGGAGAUUUGGACCGAGGGGGACCUCAUAGAGGUCCCAGUGGACUUGCAAGUUACACUCAAGAAUUUCAAUAGCUGGAGACAAGAGAAGCUCUUCCAACGUGUGAAGCAUGAUGUCGCCCACAUGAUUGUUGGACAUCGUCCUGAAGAGGAUAUGGGACAGGCAUUUCUCAACGGUGCCUGUUCAAGCGGCUUUGCAGCAGCUGUUGAAUCCUUCCAUCAUGAAGAUGUCCUCCUGUUUGCAGCGCUCAUGGUCCAUGAGCUGGGGCACAACUUGGGUAUUCAGCACGACCACUCGGCCUGCAUUUGUAAAGAUACACGCUUUUGCCUCAUGCAUGAAAAUAUCACUAAAGAAAGUGGCUUCAGCAACUGCAGCUCUGAUGACUUCUACCAGUUCCUCCUUGAACUCAAAGGCGCCUGCCUAUUCAACAAGCCUCAGCACAAAGGCCGCAUGCGUAGGGAUGCUGAGUGUGGUAAUGGUGUGGUGGAAGGCGAUGAGCAGUGUGACUGUGGUUCUUUCUGUGACAAUAACCCAUGCUGUGACCAAACAUGUAAUCUGAAGGAGCAUGCAAAGUGUACUCCUGGACCCUGUUGUAAUAUUUCAUGCCAAUUUGAAGCAUGUGGACACAAGUGCCGUCCUGCUUCGGGAGAAUGUGACCUCCCAGAGUAUUGUGAUGGUAACUCUGAUGCGUGCCCUGAAGAUAGCUACAAACAAGAUGGUACAACAUGUGCACAAGAUCACUAUUGUACUCAGGGUCAGUGCAGGGACCUUGACGAACAAUGCCUAAAUAUUUUUGGGUACCCUGCAAGAUCCGCUCCAGUAGACUGUUACAUUUCAAUGAACAGCAAAGGGGACCGGUUUGGAAAUUGUGGCCAUCCCACCUUGGAUAACCCAGCAUAUGUUCAGUGUGAAGCUGACAAUAUGUUUUGUGGGAAAGUUAUAUGUACAAAUAUUAGACGGGUACCAUCAAUCAAACCCCAACAUACAGUGAUCCAGGUCCCAUAUGAAGAUGACUGGUGCUGGAGCAUGGACAUGUAUAGUACUACUGACAUCCCCGAUGAUGGAGAUGUGCACAGUGGCACUCUUUGUGCCCCCGAUAAAGUGUGCAUGAGUCACUCCUGCACUGAUCACGCUGUGCUCAACUAUGACUGCAAUCCAGCGGAAAUGUGUGCUGGAAAAGGAGUUUGCAACAAUUUAAAGCACUGCCAUUGUGAUUUUGGCUAUGCCCCUCCUGACUGCAAAACUCCAGGAAAUGGGGGUAGUGUAGACAGUGGCCCCGCUGGUUUGCCAAGUGCAGAAGAGCCAGGUGGAAGUGAAAGUGGAAACACUACCAGUCGUCCCAAACGUGAAGAAUUUUUCUUAGACCUCAUGGUCUUAUUACUCAUUAUACUUUUAAUCAUAAUAUUACUAAUUAUAAUUAUUUGUGCCAUCCUCGCUUGCAAACGUUCAGCAGCAGAAGAGCCCACAGUAAAGGGUCCAGAAGAGGCUGCAGAAAAGCCCCCAGAACAGGAGCCUGAAAAGGCUGCCCCAGAAGAGGCUGCCCCAGAAGAGGCUGCCUCAGAAGAGGCUGCCCCAGAAGAGGCUGCCCCAGAAGAGGCUCCCUCAGAGGAAGGAAGCGAAGAGGAAGAAUCAGAGCCAUAG
Ceratotherium simum simum (southern white rhinoceros) is the source of this 3297-nucleotide messenger RNA. The record is from RefSeq and is a predicted model, not a curated record. NCBI's taxonomy places the organism in Eukaryota, Metazoa, Chordata, Mammalia, Perissodactyla, Rhinocerotidae.